UUUGCAGGCACAAGAUUAAGUGCUGUAUAUGCAUAUUUGUUACCACAGUAUAACCAUGAGUCUGUGUAUAAGCAGCCAUACUUCCUCCAUUUGCUACUGUUCUUGCACAAGUAAAAGUCAGAUAAUGCGGAGAUAAGGAAAGAACCCAUGUUUAAGGGCUAAAGCUUUGAAGAUUUUCUAUUCAAGGAGGAAUAACUACAACAUAUUUACAAAACCACAAUUUUUCUUCUUGAAAUACUUUGCACACAGCAAGAACAAUGACUUUAUACUUGUAGCUGGCUUGUACAUCCCCACAGCACUAUAAACCAAACAAGAGGAGGAGGGGGAAGCAGAGAAGGAGGGGUGCUUACAGUUGUUUUUCCUCAGUAGGCGUCCCUCUCUACCACCCAUACAGAGAAAAAAGACUGCAAGGAUCCUGUUAAAACUCAGAAUAUCAUUAUACUGUUUUCUAACUAUAUACCUAUAUUGUGCUCUUUUGGAGAAAACUGCAGAAGCUUCAGGAUCCACUGAACAAGCUCCUUGUCGUGAAACAUUUGGGCUGACAGGGGUGAGACCCUUUUCAGUACCCUCUUGCAUGCCACUACCCAGGAAGAUUCAGACAGUCCCCUGGCAACGUGAGGGUCACAAUGUCUAGCAAUCCCAAGAUGAAGACCUAUCUCUCCAUCUAUUAUCUCUUACAAUUUUGUGGCCACUCCUGGAUCUUUACGAAUAUGACCGCAAGAUUUCUAUUCUUUGGACAAGACGCUUUUGCGGAUACAUUCUAUUCAAUUGGCCUAGUAAUGCAGGGUUGCCAGUUACUUUCUGUGUUGGAGCUGGCACAUAUACUCUUAGGGGUUGAACAGUACAGUUUAUUACCAACAUUUUUUCAGGUGACUGAGAGGCUUAUCAUCUUAUUUGUUGUCAUUACCAGUCAAGAAGAGGUGCAAAGCAAAUACAUUGUUUGUGCGCUGUUUUUCCUUUGGAACUUAUGGGAUGUCAUUAGAUAUCCAUAUGACAUGCUGGCAGCAGUGGGUAUAGAUUAUUCAGCUCUCACACGGCUGAAACACACAUGGUGGAUUCUAGCCUAUCCAUUAUCUGUCUUGGCGGAAGCAUAUACAGUUUAUGAGUCGCUUCCUUACUUUGAAUCUCGUGGCACAUACUCUUUUAAGAUGGAAUCACCAGUUUCACUGUCGUUCCAUUUUCCAUAUAUUUUAACACUGUAUCUAAUUUUCCAGCUGGUUGGAAUGUUCUAUAUAUGCAGCUGUCAAUGGUGGGAAAGAAAACAGUAUUUCCGACGCAAACUGAAACUAAAAAAGACCUAAGAAUUGGCAGGGUUUAAAGGAAAACUUCAACCACUUAUGGCACAAAGAUUUGGCAUGCCUUUCUGCUAAUAUCAGUCUGGAGAAAAAGAAAGCCAACAAUAACUGGUGAAAAUGGAAUAAAUGAUGUGCAGCAAACAUUUUUACUGAGCAAAUUAGAAGCAUAUUAGGGUGAGAUGUGCAAUAUAUUCUGUACAUAAUAGCUGUAAUGAUGUUAUUUUUCCAUAUGAAGAAUAUUCAACUUAAAAUGAACAAAAUACACACUAUGUUCUUGUCUAUGCAAGUGCAGCGCAAGUUUUUAUGAUAGCAUUUACCGUCAGAAAGCAGCAAUCAUCCAGAUGUCAGUACAGCACUCGUACCAGAUUUGCCUCUACAAAAAAACCGUAUUAUGAACAAGUGUCACGUCUUUCUCUAGUACAGGGUUUUAAAAAACAAAAAUUAUUGUAAUAUCUUGAUGUAAGAAACAAGGCAAAUUAUAUUUUAAUAAAGUUUAUGGGUGUUUUUGAGUGA
Molecule: messenger RNA, 1808 nt
Organism: Xenopus tropicalis (tropical clawed frog)
Lineage: Eukaryota; Metazoa; Chordata; Amphibia; Anura; Pipidae
Gene: hacd4
Product: 3-hydroxyacyl-CoA dehydratase 4
Exons: 8
Coding region: 627-1301 (224 amino acids)
Biological process (GO): fatty acid biosynthetic process
Cellular component (GO): endoplasmic reticulum membrane; membrane
Molecular function (GO): very-long-chain (3R)-3-hydroxyacyl-CoA dehydratase activity
Source: RefSeq, a predicted model, not a curated record